This is a messenger RNA of Saccostrea cuccullata (small rock oyster), 1416 nucleotides long. RefSeq lists its product as uncharacterized. The transcript has 12 exons. Bases 43 to 1416 code for a protein of 457 amino acids. Gene Ontology annotation, molecular function: transmembrane receptor protein serine/threonine kinase activity. The record is from RefSeq and is a predicted model, not a curated record. Gene Ontology annotation, cellular component: membrane. NCBI's taxonomy places the organism in Eukaryota, Metazoa, Mollusca, Bivalvia, Ostreida, Ostreidae.
UGAUAAGAAAGAUAAGGUAUAAACUUCGAAUGGAAGCAAAACAUGACUGAUUUUCCUGCAAUUAUUGCUGUGAUCUGCCUGUGUGGUAUUGGUGGGAUUUCCUCCCAGACAACAUGUGAUGAUGUAGAUACCACUGUAUGUCAGAAGUUCCAGGAUAACCGUGAUAUCUGUGUGGACCCGUGUCUGUCUAAACUGUGUCCCAGAACUUGUGGAACAUGUCCAUUAAAAUGUUACAAAUGUGAUUCCGUAUCUAACGUACAGGACUGUAAUACUACAUUGGAGUGUCCCGCAAACAAUAUGUGCAUUGUCACUGAGUCCUUGGGAGCUGAUUUUUCUAUGACGUAUCGUUUAGGAUGUGCAACCAAUGAUGUGUGCUCGCAAUUAUUUGGAUCCGCUCCUACUGGAUCGUCUCUGAUUGUUGGAAAGAGAGCACCCGCAAAGAGAGCAAAUUUAAAUGGUGACUGUUGCAACACAGACUUGUGUAAUAGACACUUUCCUACACCGCCACGGGUUAUGCCAAAUGUUACAACAACCAUGGAAAUGAUGACGACUACUGUAAUGAUGACGUCAACAACAGAAGCUUCCAAUCUCAAAUGUAUGGAUAUUGACACAUCAGCUUGCCAGAGGCUAUUUAGUCUCAAUAAAGCCAUGUGUAGUGAUCCUUGUGUGGUACAGGCUUGUCCAAGAACGUGUGGGCAGUGUUCGGAAUGCUAUUGGUGUGACCAUGUUAAGAAUCCUGAACAAUGCAACACAACCACGCAAUGUGAGAGAGAAGAGACUUGCUAUGUAUUGGAGACUCUUUCAUACAGUGGAGAACAUUCUUACAAUGUUGGAUGUAUGCAUCAGAAGGUCUGCAGUCAGUUCCAUACCCAAGCUAGUCAUGUCUUUGGUAAGAGAGCAGAUCCGGUCGAACUGUCUCUAGAUGGCGACUGUUGUUCAGGUGACCUCUGUAACCAUCACGCCCUGACCCAUGUGACUGCUACUACUACUGCCGCUCCUACAGACAUGUGUGCCUACACAGCUGCUAAUCACCACUGUCCUACAAACUUCCAUCUCGUAGAUGGUAAAUGUUACAUGAUUGGAAGUACUGCUCUAAAUUACGAUGAUGCUAUGAAUUUUUGCAAGACGCACUGUUCCAAACUGGCCGAAAACCUAUCACGCGGAGAUUACAUAGCACUUGAACAUUUUGUAAGUGGAAGGAGUCACCUAUUCAUUGGAGCUCGUGAUCCACGAAAGAAUGGCGAAUUCGUCUGGAACACCAGUGGCAGACAUGCAGGUACCUUAAACUAUUUUGGAGCCAUAUUAGGAGUACACAAUCCCAAACCAUGUGCAAGUUUCUCUCCAGUCCGCCCAGGUCUCCAUGCUGAAGAUUGUACUGAUUCUCUAAGGCCCCUGUGUCAGGCGUCUAUGAAAUAA